Molecule: messenger RNA, 641 nt
Organism: Hydractinia symbiolongicarpus
Lineage: Eukaryota; Metazoa; Cnidaria; Hydrozoa; Anthoathecata; Hydractiniidae
Exons: 2
Coding region: 52-525 (157 amino acids)
Source: RefSeq, a predicted model, not a curated record
CAACGGAAUAGCAGCAAUAGACAUCUCAAUUAAGCCGCGUUGUCAAUCAGGAUGGUUGAGUUGAAAAUUAUCAUAUGUUGCUUCGUAGUAUUCUUCGCACAGCAAUUGGAAGCAUGGCCAAUGCGAAAAUGUAAAUAUAAUUCCCUUGGCGAAGUGAGAAAGGAUUUUCACGAUUCCUUACAUAAUCGAUUGAUAGUGGAGUAUGAGAAUGGAACUCUUGGGCAAACAGAAGUGCUAGAUUACAAAAAGCCCUCCGAUAACUCUGUGGCAUGUCCAAUAAAGUUUAGAGAAGAAUAUGAUAAUGAUCGUAUUCCUCGUAGAAUGUACCACCUAGAUUUGUUGAAUGCCACUGAAAAUGCAUGCCAUUGUCAGGCUGUAUAUCGCAAAAUCAUAUACGUUAAGUUAAAAAAGUUGUGCGACGAAAAGUUGAAACAAACUAUAUUUGAAAUUCGUACUGUAAAAAUGAUUGUUGGUUACGAUGCAAUAUCUACAGAAAAAUGUAAAAAUGCUACAAUGAAGCAAUAGACAAAUAGGUUUAUUUAUUUGUUAUUAUUGUGUAUAAUUUUUUUAUUGUUUAUUUUGUUAUUUAUACAUUAAUUAAUUUAUUUGUUCAUAUUUAUUUUUAAAGGAAGAGAAAACUA